GAGGAAUUCCAAGUCAAGCUAACGGUCUUAAAUUACCAGUUGGCAUUGAUGUAUCAGCAUUCUCUGCUAAUGUGGCAGGUUACGGUCUUAAAUUACCAGUUGACAUUGAGGUAUCAGCAUUCUCUGCUGAUGUAGCAGGGUCAUCAUUAAAAGAUAUAGGUCGGCAAGAUCAUGAGAAUUGGCAACAAACUAUAACCACUGAAUCAUCAAGAAAUAUGCAAGAUGAAGUUAGAAAUUGCAAUCGAACAUCUGUACAUACCCUAGAAUAUAGAAAUUGGGAUGGUCAACAAGUUUUGCAAGUCAAUGUGUCGAGUUCGUUUCAUAGACAAAAUCAAAAUAUUGAUUAUCGCGGUUCUGAUGUGAUUCGACAAGAUAUAAACUCACCACCGGACCCUUAUAAUUGUACAAAUGAUUUUUAUUCACCAUUACUCAUCAGAUCUGAAGGACAACAACAACAUCGAGCGCAAAUGUUUGCAAAUUCAUAUAGUAUUGAUAAUUUACAAGCACAAAUUUGUUCGAUCAUUGUACCACCAUCAAUGACAUCAGGUAAAAUUCUCAUGACUGGGAGCACCCGGAACGGGAAAAACAACUCUGAAAUUUUAGUUGCCAUGCAUCGUAUAGAUGCAAUAGAAUUCACGACUGUGCAUAAACAACGAUUAAUAUUUAUUUAUCAUUAUUAUAUAGAUUAUUUCCAUGCUAUUUUAUCGCAAGCUUCGAUGAAUGCUGAUGAAG
Scutellospora calospora is the source of this 732-nucleotide messenger RNA. Lineage: Eukaryota; Fungi; Glomeromycota; Glomeromycetes; Diversisporales; Gigasporaceae. The record is from the annotation of a GenBank genome assembly.